UCGAGCUCACACAUCUCCACAUUCAGUCUGGUGUGGAGCGCGUGUGUGGAGAGCUGCGUGUGCCUCCCCGGAGCGCGCGCAGCGCAACUAUUCUGGGACUCUUUUCGCGCGGCAGUUUGUUCGAAUCGAAACAGUUUGGGAUUUUACGAGUAUUUGCUAACACGAUGAACAGCUCUUCCCAUUCAAGCAUAAGAAGAUCGCGUCACCAGAGCGCACUGACAGCUCAAGUGUUUCAGAGCGUCGGUGACACAACCUAACGCGUGAAGUCUGGAAGCGCUUACCUGGCUGUCAGAAAGAUGGACUCAGAAUGGGUGUAACUCCGUCCAAUGCAACGAAGGAAGAUGCCAACAUCACCGUCACCUCGUGGCCGUACACGGAGACGGCCGCCGCGUUCAUCAUCCUCGUGGUUUCCGUCAUCAUUCUGGUCACUAUUGUUGGGAACGUUCUGGUCAUCGUGGCUGUGCUGACCAGCCGCGCUCUCCGCGCGCCACAGAACCUCUUCCUAGUGUCGCUCGCGUGCGCGGACAUCCUCGUGGCCACGCUAGUGAUCCCGUUCUCCCUUGCCAACGAGAUCAUGGGAUACUGGUUCUUCGGCAGCACCUGGUGCGCGUUUUACCUGGCUUUGGAUGUUCUGUUCUGCACGUCGUCCAUCGUGCAUCUGUGCGCCAUCAGUUUGGAUAGGUACUGGUCCGUCACCAAAGCGGUGAGCUACAACUUGAAGCGAACUCCGAAGCGCAUCAAGUCCAUGAUCGCGGUGGUGUGGGUCAUCUCAGCCGUCAUCUCAUUCCCACCUCUCAUCAUGACCAAGCACAACGAGAAGGAGUGUUUAAUAAACGACGAGACCUGGUACAUCCUCUCCUCGUGCAUGGUGUCGUUUUUCGCGCCGGGGUUCAUCAUGAUCACGGUGUACUGCAAAAUCUACCGCGUCGCCAAACAGCGUUCGUCCACAGUGUUCGUGGCCAAGAACGGGCUGGAGAGGCAGCCCUCCCAGUCCGAGACGUGCUUUGUGAGGAAGGAUAAGUUUGAGAAGGAGUCCCCGAGCAGCAACAGCUCGGAAAGCAACCAGAGACAGGAGGAGCUGGAUGAUAUCGACCUGGAGGAGAGCGCGACGUCCGACAACAAACCCCAGAGCUCGCGCUUCUCCAAGCGCAGGCGGGUGGACGGCGCGCGCUGCUGCCCUCAGAGGACCUGCCGGAUCUCCUGGGUUUCCAGUCAGGAGCAGAGCAGCAAACAGCUCGCGGUGGCGUCGAAAACCAAAGUGGCUCAGAUGCGGGAGAAACGCUUCACCUUCGUUCUGGCUGUGGUCAUGGGAGUGUUUGUCCUCUGCUGGUUCCCUUUUUUCUUCACUUACAGUCUCCAGGCCAUCUGCGGCCAGAGCUGCGAGCCGCCCGAGGCGCUUUUCAAGCUCUUCUUUUGGAUUGGUUACUGCAACAGCUCAGUGAAUCCCAUCAUUUACACGAUUUUCAACAGGGACUUUAGAAAGGCUUUUAAGAAAAUCGUUUGCUUGACUGCGCAGCGCACCUGAGAGACCCGUGUUUGGGCACUUUAGGCACGAUUAAAAUGCACGAAUGUUAUCAGAAAUCAAACCAAGUGGAAUCUGCAAACUAUGGCCUAAUUAUAACUUGUUUCUUCUACCAUUGUGACUCGCAUUAUAACAUUUUUCAUGUUCAAAUUUAUUUUUGCUACUUUUCAAAUGCCUUUUAAUGUUUAUAAAAUAUAAAUGUAAUAUGUUUAAAGCAACAAACAGUGCAUUUUUAAAACUAAUGAGCUUAAAAAUGUUAUUGUUAUUAUUUGAAUUCAUGGUCAAUUUUCACAAACUAUCAGUGAGACAUAUUUACUCAAAAAAAAAAAAAAAAACACACACAUUUUCACCAGAAAAUGCUAUAUAAAAUUGACAGAAUUCUGCUGUGAUGCAUAUGUUGUUAAUGGAAAUGUUAAAAGAGUGUAAAAGUGUGUUUGAAGCGAGGGCCACAAGGCCAAACAUGCUUAGCUGAAGAAACACUCAGUGUCUUUUAAUCACCUGCACUGAAAAUAAAUGAUAAGAUUUACUUUGAAACCAUUUUCGUUCAGAAAUGGCAAUUACACCUUGACACAAAUGUGCAAUUUUGAAGACUUACUAGUAUUUUCUUGUAAAGCGUACUUCAAUAAUCGUUGUUUUAUUAACUUUGUAAACUCUUUUUUUUUUUUUUUUUUUUUUUUUACACUGUGGUGGUUUUAAAGUCAGUUUUUUCAUUGUUUUAUCAUUUAAACCAUAUGUGCCAUCUGGUAUGAUUUUUUUUCUAAUCCAAUGACAUUCAGACAUUUUAAACUGUAAAAUGUGACUCUAGUGUUCAAAUAAUUCUUGGUGCCUCUGAUGUACAUAUUGUUUGUAUAUAUUAAAUGAGGAAUAUUUGACUUUCGUCACCACAGUAUCAACACUCCCUGUAAAUACAUAUAAUGUAUAAAUGUGAACUAAAAUGGCAUUAAAUAUUCUAUUGUAUAUUGUACCGUAUAUUUUACCAUAUAUUUAUAUACAGAAAUACAACUAACCCCGGUCUCUUCAAUCUGUGGGGAAAAGCAGCUUUUGUAAGGGCUCCAGGGUCUCAGUUUCUGAUCCUCUAUGUGCUGGGGGGGUUGGCUCAAUCACCUUUGGCACAACUCUAUCAAAAGCUCUUAUUGAAAUCUACAUGAGUUGUUGGUAACACAAACAGACAUAAAGGAAGCUGGUUUCUAAUUCAAGAAUGAUAAAGCUAAAAUAAGACAUAUUAUCUGAUUCAUGCACACUGCAAUCCAUCAUAUUUUGUAUCUUAAUCUAAAGUCAGACAGAAUAUUCCUGCAUUCUUGAGGGAGCGGCUGCAUAAGAGGUUUUAUCUUAAAAACGCUGUCGAAAAAGAGACGCAAUAUACUGCUUUCCCAAAUCCACUGUUAUCACGAUCUAGAGACCUUCACAAACAAAAUAGCAUGGUACAUGCUGCUUAGAAAAGGUUAAAGAAAAGUCAAAACUUCCUUUUAAAAAAACCACUGUGCUAUAAAUGUAGAUCUAUGUGAAAGUUCAUGCUUAAACUGCAUUAAUGCAAUGCACAGCUCACAUCAGCUCCAUCAAGCAGAAUGCAAUGCUUGGAUUAUGAACCAGGCCAGCAGGGCCUCGAACUGAGAGGUCUAAAGCUGCCUGGCAGCCAAAUAUAAGAAUCUGUAAGAGAAAAUUUGAUAUUGAUCCACCAACAGUGCUUGAAUGACUACUAGCAGGGUGUAAAAUAAAUAUCAUUCAUCCCACACAUCCGCAGCACAUGUGUUACUGCAGUUUUACGGUUGUAUCAUCACUGUCACAUUUGCAAUGUAUUAAACAAAUGGU
Molecule: messenger RNA, 3331 nt
Organism: Cyprinus carpio (common carp)
Lineage: Eukaryota; Metazoa; Chordata; Actinopteri; Cypriniformes; Cyprinidae
Gene: adra2da
Product: adrenergic, alpha-2D-, receptor a
Biological process (GO): adenylate cyclase-activating adrenergic receptor signaling pathway
Cellular component (GO): membrane
Molecular function (GO): adrenergic receptor activity
Source: RefSeq, a predicted model, not a curated record